GAUCAAGAGUUUAGGUUUUUCUCCAUUAUCAUGGAUUUCUUUAGUUAUUCUUAUGGCAAAAAUGGUUUGGAGAUUAGGUGACCCUUCAAACAAACCCACAUACCACUCCUUCACCGUCUUCUGACUUUUUCCCCUCUCCCAAAUCAACGUAACCACUACAGUCACUACUGGAAUUUAAAUUAGUACCUGUCAUUGCCGAGUCUUAAUUUCUAUUCGUCCUUCACCAACUCCAACAGUUGUUUAAGCCAUGAACAAUGAUAUAUUUUCAUUCUAAAAUAGCUAUUCUUCUAAUUCUAUAUAUUGGGUUCCUCCUUCAAUUCAAAACCCAUUCACACCUUUUCAGUAGAUUACCAUUUACCAUUCCACAUAGGUGAUUCUGUUCUCCAAUAUUGUAUUGUGUUAACCAGGGAAAUGGCAGUGCUGAGAGUCUUGCUACGUUUGGCUGCGGCAGUCAUGCUUAUCCCACUAUCCAUGGCAGUAAAUUACACGGUUGGAGGUCCAAAUGGAGGGUGGGAUACAUCCACCAGCCUUCAAUCUUGGGCCUCUUCUCAAUCAUUUUUAGUAGGUGACAUUCUGAUUUUCAAGUAUGCAGCAAGCCAUGAUGUGGUUGAAGUUUCAAAGGCUGACUACGAUUCUUGCCAGAUAACCAGUGCACUUCAGUCUUUCAGUGAUGGCAACACAGUCAUCCCUCUCUCUUCGCCAGGCAAGAGAUACUUCAUCUGUGGAACACCAGGACAUUGCAACCAAGGAAUGAAAGUCGAAAUAACCACCCUAGCAACAUCAGUGUCUCCUGCAACAUCACCAGCUGCUACCCCACUAAGUCCUGCUUCUCCACCAGCUUCCCCAGAAAUUCCCAGUUCUUCCCCAGCUCCAGAAAUUGGCCCUCCCUCCCCUGCACAAUUGCCAGAAUCUCCUCCAACAUUGUCGCCUACAUCUUCAUCUGAUUCACCUUUCAGCAGUCCUCAUGCACCUUCCUCUGAUAUUCCUUCAACAUCCUUUCCUCCAAGUGGUUCUUCACCACAGCUGUCUCCCUCAUCAGCUACCAAAUGUGGUUUCAAAACAACAAUCACAGUGGGGUUCAGCCUUGGGUUGCUGCUCCUUACGUGCCUUUAAGGAUCAAGUGUUCAUUCUUCAAGAACUGCUAUACCUUUGAGUUGUUUCUUUGAGCAAAUUUUCUUGUGAUGUCUUUCGUGUUUUCUGGUGUAUGAUGCAGCUGAGAAAUAGAUUCUUGACAGAAA
Messenger RNA from Mangifera indica (mango), 1238 nucleotides. RefSeq names its product uclacyanin 1. The transcript is spliced from 2 exons. Lineage: Eukaryota; Viridiplantae; Streptophyta; Magnoliopsida; Sapindales; Anacardiaceae. Bases 412 to 1113 code for a protein of 233 amino acids. Gene Ontology annotation, cellular component: plasma membrane. Gene Ontology annotation, molecular function: electron transfer activity. The record is from RefSeq and is a predicted model, not a curated record.